UUACCUACCCUGCGUGCUGCCGUAGAGUGCCGAGAUCGCGCACGCAGAGCACGUGGGUGCGCGAGAGACAGUUGGAACGCAUCGGUGACGUCACGUGGCUUUGCCCGAACCCGGGACGAAGAGUAGGGGAGGAGGGGGAAGAGUUCGGCUGGAAGGCAGCACCAUGCAGGAUAACAUCAGAUUUGCAUCAGCUGGAGAUUAUGUUAAAAUAUGGGACUACUCAUCCAUGACUGUGGUGGAGCAAUUCAAUCCACACAAUACAUCACACCCAGUAUCAUCCUUGUGUUGGAGCAGUAACAAUCAUUUUCUGGUCACUGCUUCUGGCAGUGGUGAUAAAAUUGUUGUUUCAAGCUGUAAAUCUAAACCUGUUCCACUGUUAGAACUUGCAGAAGGGAAAAAACAGACCUGCGUUAAUUUAAAUUCUACUUCACAAUAUGUAGUCAGCGGAGGUGUGGAUAAUACUGUGAACAUCUGGGAUUUGAAAUCUAAAAGACUUCAUCGAUCCUUAAAGGAUCACAAGGAUGAAGUAACGUGCGUUACAUUUAAUGCGAAUGACUGCUAUGUUGCCUCAGGCUCUACGAGUGGAGAAAUCAUAUUGCAUAAUGUAACUACUAAUUUAUCCAGCACACCUUUUGGUCAUGGAAGCAGCCAGCCUAUACAACAUUUGAAGUACUCCUAUGUUAAGAAGUCCCUUCUGGGCACAGUGUCUGAUAGUGGCAGUGUAACCCUUUGGGAUGCAAAUAGCCAUAUUCCAUAUCAUGUGUUUGAAAGUGCUCACAAGGCCCCAACCUCUGGAAUCUGUUUUUCUCCUGUGAAUGACUUGCUGAUGGUGACCAUUGGACUUGAUAAAAGAAUUAUUUGCUACGAUGUCUCCAGCAAGAUUCUCUUGCAAACUGUAGUGGCAGAAUCUCCCCUAACAGCAGUAGAUUUCAUGCCAGAUGGUGCAACGUUGGCAGUUGGCUCCUCUCGUGGGAAGAUUUACCUUUAUGAUUUAAGAAUGUUAAGCUCACCAGUGAAAGCAAUCAGUGCUCAUAAGACAUCAGUCCAGUGUAUACAAUUUCAGCACAGCAACAUUUACAAGUCAAGCAAGGGUCCCUCAAGUAAAGCAUCCAUUAUGUCCACUGCUGUUAACAAGAAGCCUUCAACAAAGACAGCUGCUGGAGGAAUACAUAGUACUAACAUAACCAAAGAUUUACCAUCUGCUAUGUCUUCAUUACCUCAGCCUGUCAUGCCUGUAGAUAUUAAAGGACCUGGAGUGAAUGAUGAUAAAUCAGGUUUUCCAAGAAGCACCAGUCUUGAUAUAAUCCCCUCAAAAGAAACAGACUUUGCCAAAACAUCUGAUUUUAAACCUGUAGACUCAUUUGGAAGAAGUAGCUUAGGGGAUAUAUUUUCCCCUGUCCGAGAUGAUGCUUCGCAUUUCAGGGGAGCUGAAGAUUUAGCCUCCAAAGGAAACGAUCUUGAUUACCUGACUCACUUUAGUACAUUACCUGCUUCAAGGAGAAAUCCUGUGGGUGCCAAUACUCAAGGAAUACAUGGAUCUCCCCUACACCUAAUUAUUGGAAGCCCUAUAAAGGAAGAAGAUGAAUCACAAGAUUCAGAAUUAAAAACAAGGAAACCUCAUCACCUGAAACAAGAUUUUAAAGAAAGUACCUCAAAACCAGCAAGUAUUGACCAAAACAGCCUUAAUAAUUUGCCUGUUAAAUCUGUAACUCGAACGCCAGAAGCAAUUGAAAAAACAGCACACCAAAUUCUCUCCCGUUUGAAAUAUGAUGUUCCUGCACAUGGCACAAAGGUAGCAAGUCCCGAGGUAACUUCAAAUAUGAGUACACAACUUGCCAGUUCUUUGUCUGAAAAGAUAGCGGACACCCUUGCAGGUGACAAAACUGGAGCACCAUUAACAGCUGUCCAGAUUAAUUUCAUCAAAAAUAUGAUUGAGGAAACACUGGAUGACUUCAGAGAAGCGUGUCAUAGAGAUAUAGUGAACUUGCAGGUGGAGAUGAUCAAACAAUUUCACAUACAGUCGAGUGAAAUACAGAUGUUGUUGGAAAGAUACUCCUUGAACGAAAGCUUAGUUGCAGAAAUAGAAAAGCUGCGGGAAGAGAAUAAAAGAUUACGGGUCAAUUUUUAGAAGCAAAUUGGACGACUGUUAAUAAGCACUUUUUGUUUUCUGGUUAAAAGGCGAAAAUAAUAUUUCUGAAUACUCCUCUCUCCUCUGUGCCUGUAUCUGUAUCACUAUUGGGUUCAAGUAUUGGGCUUAAGGUUCUGCAUGUGCAGCAAUAGUGAACUACUUUGUGAAUGAAACUUUCUUAGGAUUCUGAGAUAAUAAGUGUCAUCGCCUUCUCAAGCCAUUCACUGAAACCAUAAAGGUUUUUCUUGAGAACAUCAGGAUUUACAGAUUGAGGAUUGCUAUUUGUUGUUGCUUAGGCAUAUUUCAUGAAAUAACAAUAUAACUCCUUUUCAGGUAUUUAUUGGAUCCAUUUUGAUUCUGGUGUAACACUGAAUCUUACACCAUAACUGGUUGGCCAAAUACAAAACUGUAUUCAAAUCUCAACUUAACAUUUAAAAGUGCCGAUCACAAAAUUUCCACUUCUUUGAACAAAAAAAGUAGUUUUGUGCAGUGAACAUAAAUGAUAACAAUGGUUUGGGUUCAGUUCAGAAGAACUGGUCAAUUCAUUUUAGGUUCUGUAGUGGGUCUUUGUCCCUUUACCGUUAACAUUUGCAAAAUAUUGCAAGUGAAAUUAUCUGUCAAGCAGAAUGCUUAUUUAUAAGUAUGGUUUUAUUCUCCCCAAGAAAAUGCAGUUAAACAUGUGAAACAUUAUAUAUAUGCCUAUCCAAGUGCCUGUUUUUAUUGCAUUGUUUAUAAAAACUACAACUUUUUUAUAAACAAUGCUGUUGCUAAACUUUUGGAGGUGAAUGAUUUUGAAAAACAUUUCUGAUAUCUAUGAGAUAACAAAAAAUGACUACAAUUUUUAUCUGUAUUUUGUAUUUAUUUAGAUUAGACAAAGAGUUAUUUUUCAACACCGUCCGGAUUUGCAUACAUUUUUCUAUUUUUUUUCUUGGAUAAUAACCUGAGUCUGUAUUAACACUAUUUAUAUAGUGUAAUGUAUAUCAUUUGCCGGAUGUAGCCUUUGAUUCCAGUUCCAACUAAAAUGUGUCUGUAAAGUAAAAGUCUUUUUCUUGUU
Molecule: messenger RNA, 3182 nt
Organism: Xenopus laevis (African clawed frog)
Lineage: Eukaryota; Metazoa; Chordata; Amphibia; Anura; Pipidae
Gene: nedd1.S
Product: NEDD1 gamma-tubulin ring complex targeting factor S homeolog
Exons: 15
Coding region: 164-2128 (654 amino acids)
Biological process (GO): microtubule nucleation; mitotic cell cycle
Cellular component (GO): centriole; spindle pole; centrosome
Molecular function (GO): gamma-tubulin binding
Source: RefSeq, a predicted model, not a curated record